Molecule: messenger RNA, 165 nt
Organism: Funneliformis geosporum
Lineage: Eukaryota; Fungi; Glomeromycota; Glomeromycetes; Glomerales; Glomeraceae
Source: the annotation of a GenBank genome assembly
GUGAAAAUUCUGCACAUUUAUUUGCCAAUAGUUUUCGUUUUACGAUUUUAAAAAGAGAUUGGAAUAAAACACCUACAGAUUUAGAAUUAAUAUUUGUAAAGGAUUUAGAAAAUGACAUUAAUUGUGGAAUUGGAAAUACUUUUGGUUUACAAGAAAUGUUAUUGU